Messenger RNA from Nelumbo nucifera (sacred lotus), 757 nucleotides. RefSeq lists its product as uncharacterized. The record is from RefSeq and is a predicted model, not a curated record. Gene Ontology annotation, molecular function: protein-disulfide reductase activity. Gene Ontology annotation, cellular component: cytoplasm. Lineage: Eukaryota; Viridiplantae; Streptophyta; Magnoliopsida; Proteales; Nelumbonaceae.
GAACAUUGGAAGGUGUAUAGAUUGAGAACAGAAUCAGAAUGGCUUUGGAGACCUGCUUCCAAGUUAGCACCAUUUCUGCAACAACCAGAGCUUCUGUUUUAUAUCCCCACUCCUCAGUUUCCUCCAAGGAGAAACUCAAUUUGCCGACAUGUAAGGGAUUGAAGGUAUCUACUCUCUCGCAUGCAGCAUCAUCUUCUUUCUCUUCUUUAUCUCGUUCUGUUGAUCACAGAUACCGUGGAUACAGAAUUGUCUGCAAAGCCGGAGAGGUCAUUAAUGAGGUUCGGGUGGUGAAUGAAAGUGAUUGGGAACAACUUGUAAUUGCAAGUGAAACCCCAGUUCUAGUGGAGUUCUGGGCACCAUGGUGUGGUCCAUGUCGGAUGAUCCAACCUGUGAUUGAUGACUUAGCUAAGAAAUAUGCAGGCAAGAUAGUCUGUUACAAGGUCAACACAGACGACUGCCCAAAUAUUGCAACAACGUAUGGAAUCCGAAGCAUUCCAACUGUGUUAGUCUUCAAUAACGGAGAAAAGAAAGAGAGUGUUAUUGGUGCAGUGCCGUUCUCUACCUUGAGUGCUGCUGUAGAGAAAUAUUUGAACUCCUAAAGACAGACAGAGAAUCUUAAUGACACUGUUGCUUUGUGGCUCAAAUGCUGUAAUUCAUGAAUUUUCUUUAUGUAUAAAUGUAACAACACUAAGUUCAGUUCCUCUGUUUAUCACUCAAAAGAACUUUGAACAAUUCUACUGCCAGAAGUUUCAAUUUA